AGUAGGAGCGCUGUGAUGAGUACAUACUGGUACUAAAAAUCGUAUCUGAAAUUAUGUUGAAUCGCACCCAACAUCGUCACAUCUCUGUCGUGACCUCGUAGUUAUUUUCGGAACUGACGUGUUGAAUUACUGCCAAUCUGUACAAAACCAACCUUAGUUUGUGGUCCGGUACAAGCGAUCAGAACGAGUGAAGAUUUAGAGCAGCGUCCAUGGCGUCCUCGAGCAGCGGCUCGUCCGCGAUCCGCGUCCGGCGGGCGGUAUCAGCUGCAAAUAUGUCUGGGUCUGGAAAGUUGGAGCUUGUUAUGCUAACUUUGCACUCUGGAAAAAUGUGUAUUGCAUGACCAGCAAGAUGAGUCCAGUUUGUGCUACGCGGGGAGGCCAUUUGUCAUGCGGAAUAGGCGUCAAGAAGUACUCAGAAAAUAUGUGAUGCUAGAGAAUACAUCACAGACGUCACGGGUCAUGUAAAAUCUGCAUGACAAGUUGCAAUCUUCCAGACCCAGACAUAUUUGCAAUCCAUAGGGAGACGCGGUCCACGACCAGGAUGCGCUGCUCGCGUUACGGGAGGAGGUUGCCACGGGGAAGUCGCUGUCCACGACCACGUUGCAAUCCUCGAAGGAGCUGUUGUACGUGCUGGACACCCAGUUUCUGUCGCUUGUCGUCCUCGAGGACGAAAAGAUCGUCGCCUAUGUGGCGUUGGAAGCCUGUCCGGGUGUGAACGCCUACAAAGUCCGCGACAUGGUGUCCGCGGACUUGUGGCUGUCCCGGGUAAAACCCUAUCAAAUGUAAAAAUGUCUGGAUCUGGAAGAAUGCAACCUGUCAUGGUAAAUCUGAAGCAUGCAAAAAUCUGUGUUGCGUGAUUACCAAAAGCCGUUCCGUUUUGAGCAAGUCGGGAGGGAGUUUCUCAUGCAGGAUGGGCAUUAGAGAGAUCGCGCAGAAUCUGUCAUGCUAGGUCCUGCAUUCCAGACCUCAUGGGUCAUGGAAAAGCUGCAUGACAAAUCGCGCACUCUUCCAGACCCAGACAUGUUUGCAUUUGAUAAACCCACGGAAAAACAUCAAAAUUACUCCCUGGGAAACAGUUUGUGGCUCAAUGACCACAUCAACCUAACAACCGAGUACGUGAAGCAAGUCUGCACCUUCGUCUUUUCACAACCAAGGAUGUGCGUCGAAUACUUGUUUGCGGUAUAAUAGAUAGAACUGACGAGUGAGAAACAUGCAUUUACAAGAAGUAUUAAGUGCAGCUUCAUCCUUUAUUUUCUUUGUAGAAGAAAAAUAAGUGAAAAUGCACCGCAUCAGAAAUAACAAUAAGAAUCCUGUUUAGCCGACGUUAUUUUCGAUGGUGUUUUUUCAUGCAUGUGAAAAAAUCGCUAAAAAUUCAUUUUUCAAUGAUCGAUCAUACAAAAACAAGAAGCUUGGACGAUCACACAAUUGCUAGGUGGAGCGCAAGUCCCAAGCCGCGCACCUUUUUUCCGAGGACGGGAACUAUUUCACUCCGGUGCCGUAUGGAUGUGUCAGGAUCGAAAUUGACAAAGUUGAAACGAUUUGCCAUGCAUAAAAUGCAGCCCACAAAGUGCCUGUCAUGCAGAGUAGGCAAGUGAGGCAGACUGUAAGCGUGUUGAGGGGUAGAAACUGAGCUGCUAAAGCAGCAUGACAGAAAGCGUCUUCCUUACCCAAACAGCAUGACAAACUGGAUUUCGGUUCUACUCAGAUUUGUCAUGCGCCACUUGGAAACUGGGUUACAACGCAAUUGGCAUCCGUUUUAUGCAUGGCAAAUCAUUAUUUCAACUUUGUCGAUUUCGAUCCUGACGCUCCCAUAUGCCGAGCGCCGACCAGGUGGCCACGUGGGUGAACCGGGCGUAUAGGUCUGCGGACUGCGUGAAGGUACUGACCACGGAGAAGAAAAAGUAUAUCCAGCCACUAAAAAUCCGCAUGGCGAAGGGAGAAGACCACGAUAGUCUGGUCGUAGGCAUCGCAAAGAUGUCUGGGUGGUCUAGAAACCUGUGAUGCUGCGUGCUGGCGAUGAUUGAGGAUGAGCACUCCUGAGUGAAUGCGAGCAGGAAGAAUUUUUGGGACGGCGCUCCGUCAUUCUCAGUGUGCAUGUAGAAACUGCGUUUCAUUUGUAUGUCAAAAGAGCUCGCGUCAUCUGCGUUGGUCAUACGGGAUGAAUGUAAGCCAAGCCACAUUUAUUUUCCAGACCCAAAGAUAUUUGCCUUUGAUACACCGCGGUCUUUAACCAACAAUCGGAGGUGGUAACCGAGGUAUACGGCGAUUUCUUUUAUCAAAUGUAAAAAUGUCUGGGUCUGGAAGAAUGCAACUUGUGAUGCUGCGUCUGCAUUAUCUAAAAAUCUGUAUUGCAUGAACAGCAAAAGAGGUCUGGUUUUGGCCACGGCGAGAGGGCAUUUCUCAUCAGGAGUCGGCGAGAGAGCAGGCAUCAGGAGUCAUGAAAAAUGUGCAUGACAAACCUUGCAUCCUUCCAGACACGGACACUUUUACACUUGAUAUCUUUUUGGCCGAGCUGAUGGAGGCCCAGAACGAGGAGAACAAAGCCAUCGUCGUAUCAAAAGGAAAAAUCUCCCCUCCCCAUAUCAAAACGAAAUUUCUGAUGCUGGAUUUGAGUACACAAAUCAGCUUUCUAUUGCAGGAAAGCAUCGCAGUCAGGUCCCCAGGCUAGGUAGGGGCGUACGCGUCUAGUUGUUCAGCAUGGCAAGCGGCUCCCCUUUAGGCCCAACAGCAUGACAAAUCGCUUCCAUAAUGGGGCGGAAUCUUCUGCCCUUGCCUUCUUGCAAAAUAAAUGUGAUGUGUGGCCUCAAAUCAGCAACAGAAAUUUUCGGAAACACGCCUUUUCAAUGUGGGGAGGAGGGAUUUUUCCUCUCAAUACGUCGCCGAGUCCGACGAAACCGGGCGGGCGGUGGGGCUGUGCUGCCUCACCUGCGACUAUGCAAUGUAAAUUUCCUGUACAUGUACAAAAUGCAUGACAAAUUUCGCUACCUUGCAUAGUCCAACUUGUCAUGCUGGACUACGAUUGAAGGCAAGUUUUGUCAUGCAGAGACGGCAUUUGUACGUGUACGGGAAAUUUACUGUGGAUAGCGACGUGGACGCCAACGUACUGGCGCAGUGCUUUGAGUUGUUAUGGAAUGCAAAUAUCAUGUCUGGGUCUAGAAACUUGUAAUGCUGAUUUGUUAAUAGUGAAUUCUCUGCAAUGCAAAGCCAAGCAUGAGAAGUAUUUGAUUUGCGCUGCCUAGUGCUGCGGUUUCCGCAUGACAAACUGCGUUUCGCAUGACAAGAAAAAGGGUCUCUUCUCAGACACGCAUGACAAACUCUUCAGUCAUGCCAGACAAGCAUGACAGACCUUGCGUCCUUUCAGACCCAGACAUAUAAUUUGCAACGCAUAGUUGUUGCCCUACGACAAUUUGUUGAAGAGGAAAUACUGGUCCAAGGUAAAAGCGCAAAUGGAAAAGGAACGGGCAGCGGCCGGGGAGGACGAAAGUUUCUGUCGAGGUAAUUAUGAAUGUGUCGGCGAAGUUCUUCUGUGAUAUGCGCUAUUUUAGUACUGGCGGUAGAAGUUCUUGUGCAGUUUGUUAUCUUUAUUUCUCCUCAUGCUCAGCAAGAAGUUGAAGUUGAAGUGCGUAUGCGUACGCUUUGACGUUACAACUCGUCAGCGGCAGUAAGUCAUACGAAGAUCUUACCGACAUUCAUUAUCAGGUGACUACCUCCAGGCGGCCCUGCAGGGUAUGGAGCUGGAGAUGUUUGUGAGUAACUUAAUUCUGCUUCAAACCGAAGACCACGAAGAACCCGAGGGCGUAACCGCGAUGCAGUUGCUGAACGCGUUGCGCACGCAAGAGUACGGAGACAAGUACACGCGAGCCGACAUCGACAUCGCCGAGUCGAUCAUGAUAUCCUGUGCAAAAGUAUCGUGCUCGUACUAAUCGCAUUCAUGCAAUGCAAAUUUCUUUCUCAAGUUAAAUCCGCACUACAAAUUUUCUUUCUCAUGCUGACGAGAGUUGUCAUGCGAUUUAUACUAGUACGAUACUUUUGCAAUUCAUACACGAUCGGAAUUUGGCACCAGAUGUGGUGGACUCCGCGCAUCGAAUAUGACCUGCUCAAACGUUGCAAUCUCAAACGUUGCAAUAGAGUCUGGGAUUUGUCUUGCAUGAUGAGCAUGACAGACUCGCAGAGCGUUCCACUUUCUGCAAUACAAAUUAUGCCAGAUUAUAGCGCGGUUUGGAGCUCCGAAACUUGUCAUGCGCAAUCCUGUGGCAAGAGGCUAGAUCAUACACUUCUUGCAUCACAGAUUUCCAUACUCUAUUGCAACGUUUGAGAUUGUAACAUCUGAGCAGGUUAUAUCGAAGCGAACACGUUUCUGCGGUUUGAGGAGCUACACCGACUGGCCAGAAGAAUGAAGAAAUACGGUAAAAAGAGAACAAACUCAGGGUCGUCUUUUGUACCAAGACUGCGAUUUUUCCUUGAAGUAGAUGUCGUGCAUUAUAAAUUUAGUACCAAGUAGACGCGUGGUUGCUCCUCGUCCUCGGGACUAAAAGCCAAGUUGUUGAUUCCCCGUGGCGCUUGCUCAUUCUUGCACCACAAAAAUAAAAGGCAACAAUCGUGAAUCAACAAUUUUGCCAAAAUUCUCACCAUUAACAGACAUCGGCGCCCGGCGGGCCAUAGCUCAGAACAUCCUCGACAAGUGGGAUAAAAUGUACGAGACCUUCUGGGUCGUAAAAGAAGCCGCGGACCAGUCGGAAUCCGAAAAGCGUAUCCUGAGUAAAAAGCAACCUACAACCUCCAGUCGUGAGUCCUCGUCAUGCAAGUUUGCACAAUACAAGCAGAGUACAACGACCCAGCUUAACAAGCUGAGCUGCAGUUCCCCACGACAGUCUUUUUGCGACUGCGUUUGGAAAGUCGUCUUAGAAAUAUAUUUGUCCUGCUUGAAGUUUUUCAACUAGGAAAAAAAAGCCGAGUUUUGCGACUGUUACACCAGCUGAGCACGACCACACUACGUGUUGUCGAGGGGAUUUGUCAUGCGGAGUUUCUAAAACCACCUCUGGAAUGAUCAAAAUCUCGACUAGAGGGUUCGGAGGUCGUUGUUGUGUUUAGACAGGAUAAAGCGAGACUUGGAGUCCAUCGACAAGAAGAAGCGGGCAAAGGUAUCCUGAGUAAAAACGUACCCACACCAGAGUUGUAAUGCAGAUUUGCAAAGACAGGAAGACUUGUAAUGUGCAUCCCCAUGAGUGCCAUUUCCAAUCGUGUUUUGGAAUUUGUGAUGCUGUGAACAGGAUGAGCAGAUGAAUCUGUGACGCGGCUGAACUUGCUAACCUGCACUACACUGCAUAGUGCAACUUGUCAUGCGUGACUCACAAAACUCCUAGGUUUGUGUUGCAAAAUCCCCAUCUGGACUCUGGUGUGGGUACGUUUUUACUCAGGAUAAAAGGAGGGCGACGGCGACGUGAGCCCGAUAUGCAUCGCAAGAGAAACUGUUUUUUCCAUACUGUCAGAGGACGCACUUCUUGCAUGAGUGAUAACUUUCUGCCAGCGCAAUUUGAUGAAAAAGUGACGGCGCAGCUGCAACAGGACAAUUAUCGGGUAGUACCACGCUGCGAACAAAGUUCUUUUCCUGCAAGAACAAAAAGCAUGUUAUGUACUCAGUUGCCCGUAGCUACAGUAUUAUCGUUGUGCCUAGGCGAUGCUUAUUUUGUACGGGAUAUCCGAUGCAGGGGAGUAACGACUUGGACAGCUACGACAUCAAUGUACCAAGGGCAGAACGAGGAAUUGUGCCGAGGGUAAGCAUUUAAAUCUGAGUGGUGUCAUUUUUGCAUGGCAACUACUUAGUUCUGUGAAAAAUUUCAGCACCAUGUUGACGCGAAAGCAUAUGUAAUACGGAAGUACAGCCAGCAAAAAAAAGACAUGUUCACGACAGGUAACGUUUGGUAAAUUACUCUACCACCUGACUACUUCGCUCGAGGACGCGCAGAAGGACCAGCGACGGGCUUCGAUCAUGAAAAAGGGGAGUAAAGACAGCAAGAAAAAGAACCAAGACUACCAGGAGCUCCUGGACCCAAAAAAUAUCGAGAACAUGGACGAGAAAACACCACCGCUGCUGACGCGCGAAGAGGCAACAGACUUGCUCUUCGUGGUUCACUGGUGGUCCACGGAAAACGAGGGGAUCAACUGCAUCUCGGCGAUCGACCAGGUGGACUCGGAGAGCCUGAAGAACUGUCUGGAAGCCAUCGUGAAAAAGGAGGACGACAUUUUCAUCAACCACCACCAGAGCUCGAGCUGGUACAGACAGAGACCGGAACAAUUCCUUUGUUUUUCUCAUCCAUGCACAAGUACUAACUACAACUAGGUACAGACACAGAGCUCCAGCAACCCGCUGCUGUAGCACGAAAGAUAAAUAAAUUUUGCAACUGCAACCAGUUGCCUCGUUGUAUCUACUAUUUGUACUUAAAUUUAUCGCACCACAUCAUCAUCAGAAUCUGAAGUAUUACUCAAACAUUACCUACGUAAUAUCACGACGAUCCAGGUUGUUCGGCGUUCCAGAUGUGAUGAAGGACUUCUUCUGUGUGAACCUGUUCUGUGUAGACGAAGCCAUCGCGCAUCGAAGCGCGGACUUCCUUACGGCCUGCUCAGGUGGAACUACAGACUCUGGUGGAACAAAAAAUUGUGAUGCAAAACGCGCGUUGUCAUGUCUGUCUAGCUAUCAUCGAGUGUAGUAUCACAAACCUCUGACAUUCCUCUCCAUGUGGAAAUCCGCCCCGAAAAAUUGUCAUGCUGAGCGGGAGAACGAGAAAGCAGAGGAUGUUGAGGAUGACUAUUUUACGCUUUAUGCAACACAUUCUUCCAGUUCAGCUUCAGAUUAUAGUUCCAGCUGAGCGGGGCAUAUUCCUCCUGCCGGCCUUUGCACUGUUUCCAGACAAGGACUACUGCGUAAUCACACAGCCGCACACGAGCAAGGUAAAACUGAAGUUUUUUUGUUCGUGAUCUUCGGUACACAGUGAAAGCUUUUGCAUCGUGAUUAUCUCAUGCGAAAAGAGGUAUUUUGUGACAGGCAAUGAAGGAGAUGAUGAAGGGUAACUAAGGGAAAAAAAUUUCUACAACGAAAAUAAAAAACUGCAGAUCACCCCCUUUCUCCAAGCCUUUAGCAUGGUGCCCCCGAAACCAUCCAACACCUUCGGCCACGUGUUGUUCGUGUUGCACCGAGCCUGCUGCACAGCGAGCUUAACGCCAACGGUCAGGAUGCUGGAGGGAGAAGCGGAUCUGGACCGGGUGGCGGCGUAUCAAACAGGAACUUGGUUUUUACUCGCAACGACAUUGGAUCGCGGUGCGGGCUUUAUUGCACAUAGAAAAACAAGAACAACGAUAAGCACAUCUUUCGUUGGCAGCAAGCAGCCCAUGGAGUUGCAACCGGCUAUAAGUGGUCUUUGUGCUGGGUCGAUGUUCUGUCUGCCUUUUUUGCAACACCACAAAUUGAAUUCUUGUCAUUGCUGGCUACUAUUUUCUAUUUGAUACGACGGUUCUGGACGGCAUGGAUUUAAAAGAUGGGGAGUUUAUUGCGAACACGGUAGAAGCGGCUUUACUAGACGACGACGCGCAAACCUUCGUCGUCGAAUUUGACAAUCAAGUCAUCGGGUAAGUACAAGCGUAAAUUUGUUUUUACUUGGUGUCGCAAUUAUAGGAGUUUGAAACAAGUUGUGCCGGCGGCAAUAGAGGUCGCCGUCGGAAGAAUCGCUGUCCGUAUGUGGAACAAGGGGCUGCUAAAACAAAUUUUGUGUGAGGACAAAUAGUGAAAAGUAUUCAUCAACAUCAGGACGAAACAAAGAACACAGUGACUUGUUUUCAUCUGAGGUGGAAAUGCAAAUGAAUCACAGAUGUUGAAUUCAAUUUAUCCGUCUGCAACUACAGCGUCGUCGGGAGCUCCUUGGUGAAAGACGACUAUUUAGAGACGCUCCGCUGCGUGUACCAAGUAGACCGGGCGGUCAAUUCGCCAGAGUACAAUUCCUUUGCGUUUGUGGACUUUUUCCUCGUGAACCCCAUCUUUGACAUUUUCCGACGGAAGAUCCUCCACCUCUGCCAGCUGAUCGCCGGCAACACGGUCUUUUUGUACGAGGCGCCUAUCCAGUGCAAAUAUCUGUGUCUGGGUCUGGAAGAAGUGCAGAAGCAAGAGGACAAAGCUUGCUCUAGUUCAUGCAACACGUAAUUUUCAUCGUGUCAACCACCCUGAGCAUCACAAGUUGCACUGUUCCAGGCCCAGACAUCACAUUGGCAAUGCAUAGCGCAGCUCACCACGCAAAUCACAGACGACCCGAUCGAGGACCAUGCGGGCUCCGUGCACUCCGGCAGCCCACUAUGAAAGUGCACAGCGCGCUCUUUUUUCUCAUUUGUCAUGCAAAAUGUCUAAACUUCGUCUUCGACUUCCCAUCCGGGCCGUUUGGCCGUGUUUGCAUGACAAGUUCAUCUGGCAGCCCAAACUGGACUACAGUCCCGGCUUAGAUUUGUCAUGCAUGAGCUGUUUUUUGGAGGUUGUUUGUCUUGCAGUUGCUAGACUGCACCGUUCGAAAAAUGAGACUGGAGGGGGACUAGUUGUGCACGGUCAUAUUCCCACACCGAGGGCAAAGGCAGUCCCUUCGAGGAGGGAUCUCUAUCCCGGCAGAUGUCCAGCGCGGCGCCCUUAUGUCAGUGUACAACCACUCCCCGGAGGACUCCUCUCACUUGUAUAAAGAACAUUCGGGGAAAAAAUAAAUGCCGAGUCCAGUCUGAGGUCCAGAUAAGUAGGUGGACGGGCUUGCAUGUCAUGCGGAAGCUGCAGUUUGUAUGUCGAUAGAAAAAUUGUCCUUCGAACGAAAGGGAUUUAGGGGGGAUUGAUUGUCCAUUCUCAUAUCCCUUUGCCCCGGAGUUGCCGACCGGCAUGUCAAAAAAGGAGUUGAUUGCGUUGAAGAAAAAGCAGGAGGUAUCCAGGAAAAAAACUGUGUAAGUGUAACUGUGUAGGAAAAGCAGCAUCACAAAUUACCUUUGCAUUACAGGGAAAGUCUGUCAUGCGCAGCUAGUACGUGGAAACACGUAUGAAAGUAGCGUAUGACGCAGAUCCAGCAUGACAAGUAUAACAGUUUUGCACCUUCCGCAUCACAGAUUUACACUCACAUACUUUUUUUCUUGCAUAGGAGGCGGAAGCGGCCGAGGCGGCAAAGGCCGCGAAGAAGGAACUGGAUUCCCUGGAGCGAAAGGGCUACAAGCAACUGGUCGACAAAGACGGCAACCUGCUCCCGCUGUCAACCAUAGUCAAGGAAAUGACGCCCAUUCCACCCAGAAAUUCUCCCAGCCUAAUGGUCACGCACCACGGCGGCCAGUCGCCGAGCUCCCCUUCGGCAAAGGCAAAGGUAUGACAUUUGAUUUUUUUCAAACUCUAUAAGGGCUUGGGUUGAUUUAUUGUCGGUGUGUUUCACUACUGUAUUUAUCGAACGAUCAUUGUAGACCAGGACUCUGCUGCUUGUGUCUGUGGUGGUGGUGCUCUCUGUGCAUAUUGAUGCUGCAGCGACUGUCAUGUGGGAGUGGGCGCUGCACCAGCAGCGCGAUGCAAUCUAAGUUUAGAGAUCAUUUGUGUUCGUCAACAACGAGAAAUUCAAGGGUUUUCUACUGCGAUUAAGAUUUCAGUACUGUAAAAAUAAAUUCAGCCACACUCCUUCGCUUCUCUGCCGGUGGAGCCACAGCAGCAGCAGGUAGACGCGGAGAAGCGGGAAAAAAUGCGAAAACUGGCGGAGAAGAACGGGCUGUCAUUAUUGGCCAGGCCGCGACUGUCCGCACCGAAACGGGACGUGAACGCGCGAAUAGUAGUGGUCGGCGCGAGCCACACGGGUCUCAGUUUUUUGUUGUCGCUGCUGCUGCCAAAUUACCAGCACCUGCAGUUCAACAGUUUAACGCUCGUCGCGCCGGAAUUGAAGUAAGAUUUUUGUUGAUGUGGGAGUCAGUUUGAUGUGGCAUGAUGGGUUCGCUAGUUUUGUUCUUUGUCGCCUGAACUGUGUUUGUCUUCUUUUCCCGUUCAGAGGGAGCUCUUCACCUUCGCAAGUGAGCAGUGGACAUCUUCUUGAACGUAAAAAGAAAAUUCCAAAAACACAGCCCAAUAUCGGGAGUGUCGUUGAGUCCGAGCUUGCGGCCGCUGAUAUCCCGCAGAAAAAAGCGAGCAUGCCACAUCGAUAGCUGUAAGAUGCAAGGAGAAACACAUUUUACAAAAAUAUUUCUUUAUGGUUUGGCCCAUAGCGGGGGCGUGUCGGUGAUGUAAGACACAUCGUUUUUUUUUUGCGUGUGUGCUGUUGCAUUUUUUGCCUUUGCUACUGCUAGCUUUUUUCUGCGCCAUAGCGGAACGAAAUUGAUCCGGUGCUGCUCCGUAGACUCAAAGCGGACGUUCGGGUAUAUCCAACAGAAAAGUUGUACCCGCUCCCGCACACGAGAAAAAAUUGCCUUGCGGAUUUUGGUUUUACAAAAAGGCUCUUUGACAGUUCUGCAUGGGAAUAAACGCAUCACAAACUGUAUUUCGCAGGGCAGCGCAUCAAGAGAGAUUGUCUCCCUUGUCGUGCUCGUCUCCGCAUUACAGAGCUUUCAGUGACACGACCGUAAGUAGCAACGCAAGAAGUGUAUGUUCUUUUCUGUGUGAUAGGGUAAAAGUUUUGCGAGACCGCGUGCGGUACCAAAUGUAAAAAUGUCUGGGUCUGGAAGAAUGCGCGAUUUCUCAUGUAGCUUUUCCAUGACCCAUGAAGCCUGGAAUGCAGGACCUAGCAUGACAGAUUCUGUGCGAUCUCUCUCAUGCCUAUCCUGCGUGAGAAACUCCCUCCCGACUUGGUUAAAACUGGAUGACUUUGGGUAAUCAUGCAACACAGAUUUUUGCAUGCUUCGGAUUUAGCAUGACAAGCUGCAUUCUUCCAGACCCAGACAUUUUUACAUUUGAUAUGAGGGAAAUUGACCGGGCGCAGAGAGCGCUGGUGCUGGAGGGCGACAAGGCGAGUUUGCUGCCCUACGACUUCCUCGUGCUCACACCUGGUCUGCAGGUACUUCGGUUUUUCAGUAUUUUGUCAACCACGACAUUUUCAACAAGGCGUGGACCGUUUUGCCAUGCGAAGCUCGGAAACAAUCAAGAAACACACAAAAUUUGAUAAACCCCAUCCUCCAGGACUGCACACUGUCCGCAGAUCAGAUCCAGCUCCGAUCCUUAUCCGGGGGAAAUUUGAUGCCAGUGUCUGAGUUGAUAGAAGGGGAAAAAAAAUUGAACACACACUCGCGGUCAUGCACUUUUACCCGAAAUGUCUAAUAUAAAUGGCUGCAUGCGGCGCAUCGAAUUUUUGUUUUUCUAACAGUAAAACGAGUGAGUCUCGGUGGCUAGGCAAAGUAGGCGUGCAGUCAUUGGUCUUUUAUGAGCACGUGGGUGGACGACCAGCACCUGCAAGCAGGGUAGGAAGCAUGACAGGUUGAUGUAGUUGACCGCAUUUUUUAUCAUUUUUUUCCUUUUUCUAUACCGUGUAGACCCUGGUGGCAGCACUAUUUCCUUCCAUAGUCCUACGGGUUCAAUAAGUCUGCCGUUUGGCAAAUCGAAACGGCGGACAUCAAGGCCAAGGCGCUCCAGAGGAAAAAGGAGGAGGCGCAGAAGGAGAAGGAAGCGGAGGAGCAGGCCAAGCUGGCCGAAAAUAAGAAGCCCCGAUCCGCGGCGGCGAGGCGGUCGAGUAACCAGUCCCAGGCCGAGGAGAUGCAGCUUGCAAACCAAAAGGCCGCGGAGGAGAAGGCCCGAGAGGAAGAGGCCAUGCUAGACUAUGCAUUGCAAAUAUCGUCUCUGCUGGGCUUGGAAGAUUUUUCAGAAUGUAAUAUUCAUUCAUGUGUUGCUUCCUUUGCCUUUCUGUACGUCCACGUGCAUUGAGCCGCAAAACAAGUGCCGCAUGUUUUGCCAGUAACACAGGUUUUCUUGCAACUCCUUUGCAUGCGAGUCUGUGAUGCUGAUAAGUACUAGGCCAUGCAUUUUUCUAGACUUUGCGGGGCAACAUGCUAGACUGCCUGUAUGAAGAGAAACAGACCCUCCAGGAGGCAUGCUUGCUUGCAGUGGAUACAGAAGCGACCCGACCGAUCUUCGACCCGGAGACCGAACCGGCGACGCUGAACGGCGUGCUGAGUGUGGGGGAUCCACGCUUAGGCGACUUUUUCGCAGAAUCCGGCACGUUUGUUAUCAAAAGGAAAAAUCCCCCCUCCCCAUAUCAAAACGAAAUCUCUGAUGCUGGAUUUGAGUACACAAAUCAGCUUUGUUUUGCAGGAAAGCAUUGCAGUCAGAUCCCCAGGCUAGGUAGGGGCGUAUGCGUCUAGUUGGUCAGCAUGGCAAGCGGCUCCCCUUUAGGCCCAACAGCAUGACAAAGCGCUUCCGUAAUGGGGCGGAAGCUUCUGCCCUUGUUUUCUUAUUCUUGCAAAACAAAUGCGAUUUGUGACCUCAAAUCAGCAACGCAAAUUUUCGGAAGCAUGCCGUUUCAAUAUGGGGAGGGGCGAUUUUUCCUCUCAAUAUUUGUGAAAGCGCUGAUCUGGAACCCGCUCACGCAGAUUUGCGUGUACGGCAAUUCUAUCAACUGCAAAAAUGUCUGGGUCUGGAAGAUUAGAACUUGUCAUGCUAAAUCUAAAUGAUGCAAAAAUCUGUGUUGCGUGAGUGCCAAAAGCUGUCCGCUUUUGACCAAGUUGAGAGGGAGUUUCUCAUGCAGGAAAGGCAUGAUAGAGACCUCAAAGAAUCUGUCAUGCUGGGUCUCGCAUUCUAGACCUCGUGGGUCACGGAAAACCUGCAUCACAAAUCUGUUAUGACAGACCUCGUGGGUCACAAAUUCUAGACCUCGUGGGUCACGGAAAACCUGUUAUGACAAGUCGGAUUUAACCUUUCUCAGGUUAAAUCCGCAUUACAAAUUAAGCACUUAAGGCAAAUAAGCACUUCGUAAGAAAAAAGCACCUCGUUUGUGUAACAGAUUUCCCUUCGUAAGACAUAAGCACUUCGUAAAACGUAUCGCAAUUGCCCUCGUAGAAAUACCAAGCAGAUACUACAACAGACUAGCAGCGUGCGGGGGGAGACCAAUGUGGUCUCCCCCCACCCGCUGUGACUCUUAAAAAACACACCAGGGAACUUCUUUUUUUCCAGCAGAGGCUGGUCGUGGGUUGUGGGGAUGAGAAAUAGAAGCAAUAUGCUAGCACGAUUUGAAGUCAGACGUAAGCUCUUUAAGAUUUCCGCUUCGCUUUAUUUCAGUUUUACAGCACAGACUAGCAACUAGAUACAGACUAACAGGCACUAAGUUCAGAAGAAAACACUACGAAGAGCGAAGAUCUGCCUGCUAGCGCGGACAUACGACACGCACGCGGGGGAGGAGGGGGAAAACGCAAGCGAAGCGAGAACAAGACGCGCAGCACAAUGUGCUGGAGCAGAGGACGAGAGCAGAUAGUAAGAAUAUCAAAACAAGAUGAAAAGCGCACGCAUACACGCGCACUGCUUAACUGUGUGAAAGGUGUCGGCCCUGUUUGACCUGCUGCGGCAGGCAGGUGAAUUCGUAGAACUGCUUCACAUGUUAAGUAACGCACACCGGCCUCCUAGUUUUAGUGAUGAGUUUAUAUGCGUCAACAGAGCGGGGCCCAAUCAAAAAAAAAAAAAAAAAACCUGCAUCACAAAUCUUGCAUUCUUCCAGACCCAGACAUUUUUACUUUCGAUAAAUUCGCUGGAGGUGUACACGGUCAUCCAAGGCUUGCUGGUCAGAAAAGUUCCGGCUUCCAAAAUACUACUGGUGCAACCGACACAGACGGAAGCCAGCUCUAGCAGCUCGUCGAGCAGUUCCUCCUCUCAACAGCAGCUCCCGCCACCGGAAAUUCUCGAGAAAAUUGAGCAACAGCUUGAGAAGAAAAAGAUCCGGAUUUGUAAUAUCCAGUGUAAAUAAAUUAACGUAAGUACCCACAGCCCCAUAGUCACGAUCUGCAAGACAAAUCUGCAAUCUGUAGGAGCUGCGGGUGGUAACGGGGCCCCCGCAGGAUAGUCGUAUGUAAAGAGCUUGGCCGCAUCGGUAAGCCACUUGCAGCUUGUAGUCUUGCAUAGAAUUAUUGUCGUGAGGCAAAGUGACGAAAGGCCAGGAGAGAAUGUGUCUCAUGUAACAAGUUGCUGCGCAUAAGUUCCUUGGGGUCGUUGUGGACACUACGGUUUUUUAGCACGUGAUAUGAAAGAAUCACACGCUCAAGCGACUAGAAAAGGACGGACGGGACCGAUUGAGUUCGAUCGUGUUCAUAUGCAAAGGAAAAAGUUUACAAGUAGAGUUGCGCACUGUAGAAGACAAACAAGAAGAAGUGUUGCAGGACAAACAAGACAGACAACCUCUACCAUGCCCGGAGUGCUUGCGAGUCUCGUUGCAUGCGUGCAUUUCAUUUUUACGGGCUUCGCAUGGCAAACGUUCUUUGUCGUGCAGAGCUGCAAGAAGUUUGUGUUGCUAAAUUUGCAUACAAGUGUGCAACUGUAAAUACGCUUUUUGUCUAGGAUAGGUCACCAACGAGGCGAACCACGAGGAGGUCGCGUUUAGUUGCCGAAUACUGCUCACCGCGGACAAACUGGACGUGGAUCCCGACAUUUUCCAUGCGCUACACAGCAACGGCUUGGUGUUUGACGGGGCACUGAUAGUAGACCACGCUUUCCAGACCACCGAUAGCAGGAUAUUCGCGGCAGGGCCACUGGCGGAGUUCUCCAGAAGUGCACAGAGCAGUUACGUGCACGACCGCCAGCUACUAAGACACGAUGGGUACUAUCGUCAUUUUUAAUGAAUUUUGUAUAAUGUGCUUCUUUCGUAAAACAAAGCGGUUUGAGAUCCGAUCUAUUCACUGGACCCGAUUUCGUCUUUAUGAAACCGCCCCUCACGCUGACCGUUCCCAUGCAACGUGCGCUGUAUUUUUUUUUCAUUUUUGCGGCCUUUUUCGCUUUGAGUUUGAGCAGGCAACGAUCAUUUGCCAAGCUGCUGGCGUAGCUAUUCCACACGUGAAAAUAAGAAAACAAAGAACUACGCAACAAAUCGUAUGAAAAAUCCUCUGCAGCUACAACGGUAUGGAGCUUGGGCAGCACUUGGCUGAGGCCAUUUUGAGUAAAGCAGAGAUUUACGACGCGGAGGAGGAAGCGGCAGCGGCCAGCAAGGACUUUACCUACCAAACGCUGCAGAUGCCAAUAUACCGGGCGGGGCUGUUGCCGGGGAAUCUGCGCUACUACUGCGUCAGGUGUCCGAAGAACGUACUGCAGGCGAGGAAGGAGAAGCAAGUAAAGCACAUGCUGACCGACACGUUGUCUCUGGACAGCGAAAGCGGGCACUUCUGCAAGAUCACGUACUGUCAAUUAUGAGACGAUUAAAAAGCUGUUUCUGCUUCUGGAUUCUUGCAGCGUUCCGUUCAUAGUAGAAAGACUUUUUGGGAUUUCUGUUUUUACCUCAAUUCUUGUCAUACAUGUGCCAUUCAUUCUGGAGGUGGACUGACAUAAAAACAAAUUAUUUCUCUGAAUAAAACUCCAAGGUGCACGGGCAGCACCGUGACGGAAUUUCUCUACCUGGGGUACCAGGAGCUCCAUCGCCACGCACUGUUCCACCUGGUGGGGCGAAAUAUUUCCUUUUUGAACGGCCUGGAGCAAAGAUACGCGAGCGCUGAUGGGGCAAACAGUUUCGACCUCGUGGAGUUUCUCACCGACUCAUGGACGCACGCGUUUUACCAUGACGACUUCUACGAGGUUUUUGUCACGCAGGCAAAGAAGGAAAAUUGGGACGAGAAAAAAAUGAAGGACAAGCUGCUCGACUACCUUACCAAGUGCGCGGACUUGCAGAAGAUUUCCUCCUACUACAUACCCGGGAAAACGGACGUCGGCAUGAGCCUCGGCACCGUCGGGACGCUUGAUAACUGA
Molecule: messenger RNA, 15901 nt
Organism: Amoebophrya sp. A120
Lineage: Eukaryota; Dinophyceae; Syndiniales; Amoebophryaceae
Source: the annotation of a GenBank genome assembly